CCGCGGGACGCUCUCCACGCCGCGCACCCGCUCGCUAACUUUGGAUGAACUUUUUUUUGUGUUUUUAAAUAUUAUUAUAGUUUCGUGCAUCUUGCAAGAGUGAGGACGUUUUGUUUCAUCUUUCAAAGGAUUGCCAGUUUCCUGCCUUUUUUUCUUCUUUUUUUGCGGAGUUGAAUUAAAACUUGUGCAGGAAUCAUUGUCUCCCUUCAAGGAGGGUUUUCUUCUUGUUGCACUGGCACGCUGCGCGGGAUCAGAGGAAGAAGAAGAGCACUUGUGGAUUACUUUGGGACAGUGAAUGACGAGCUGCUCACUAACUAAUGCAGCGCUUUGGUGAGUGCAGUGGAUGCGUCUUCGGCAUGGACUCUGUCUGACUGACCAUGGCGCGCACAGGUAGGGGCUUGGGCCGCUUUCACUUCGUUCUGCUGGCGCUGUGGACUCUGUCGCGCUACUCCGCGUCCAGCCAGGUCCGUCAAGAGUUCCAGGUCCCGGAGGAGCAGCCCGUCGGCACCUACGUGGGUAAAAUAGAGACCAAGCCCAGCUUCUCUUACCGCUUCAGCGAGAACCACAAACUUUUUGCAAUUAACGCCACCACCGGAGUGAUUUACACAUCCUCGGUGAUUGACAGGGAGCUCCUGCAGAGUGAUGUCAUCAACGUGGUGGUGCUGUCCAGCCAGCCCACGUACCCAACCGAGGUGCGCAUAGUAGUUUUGGAUAUUAACGACAACUCCCCGGUGUUCCCGGACGCGUCCAUCGUCGUGUCCUUCAAGGAGGACGCCAGCAGCGGCCGGCAAGUGAUCCUGGACACGGCCACGGACUCCGACAUCGGGAGCAACGGAGUCGAUCACACCACGUACCGGAUAGUGAAAGGCAACGAGCAGAGGAGGUUCCGCCUGGAUAUUACGGUCAAUCCCAGUGGAGAGGGCGCAUUCUUGCACCUCGUAUCCACCGGAGGCUUGGACAGGGAAGUCACUCCCUUCUAUCAGCUGCUGGUGGAGGUGGAGGACAAAGGGGAACCCAAAAAGUUUGGCUACAUGCAAGUGAACGUCACUAUUCAAGACAUAAAUGACAACCCACCCGUUUUCGACCAAGAACAAUAUCAGAACAGCAUUUUUGAGGAUGCAACCGUGGGCUCAAGUGUUCUGCAGAUUACAGCGUCAGAUCGGGAUGAGGGAGCCAAUUCUGAGGUCAGGUAUUUUUUAGAUGAGGGAACACCUUUCCAAAUUGACCCCCAUGCAGGUACUAUUAUUAUGAAAGAGGGUUUGGAUUAUGAGAGUAAGAGGGAGUAUUCCCUGACUAUUCAUGCGGUAGACAACGGGGUGCCCUCCCUGUCGGGCAGGACAGAAGCCACCAUCAAACUUUUAGACGUGAACGACAACGACCCAGUGGUGAAGUUCAGGUAUUUCCCCACCACCUCUAAAUUCGCCUCCGUCGACGAAAACGCACAGAUCGGCACCGUGGUGGCUCUGCUCACUGUUUCAGAUUCAGACUCCCCCGCUGCCAACGGCAACAUAUCCGUUUCUAUCUUGGGAGGCAACGAGCAGAGGCACUUUGAAGUGCACACCUCCCCCGUGCCCAACUUGAGUCUCAUCAAAGUGGCCAGUGUGUUGGACAGAGAGCGAAUCUCCUCAUACAACCUGACUGUGUCGGUGUCGGACAACGGCACGCCCGUCGCCAGGUCCUCCUUCGCCAGUCUGGUCAUUUUUGUGAACGAUAUCAACGAUCACCCGCCCAUAUUCCAGCAAACACUGUACAGGGUGGAUAUCAGCGAGGACGUACCGAAAGGCAGCUACAUUAAAGGGGUUUCUGCAACCGACGGCGACUCCGGGCAGAACGCCAACCUGCGCUACUCCCUGGUGUCUGGAAACGCUUUGGGCUGGUUCUCCAUCAGUGAGAACAGCGGUCUGGUGACCAGCGCCGCUUUGCUGGACCGGGAGAUAGCAUCUGAAAUUGUGCUCAACAUUAGUGCCAAAGACCAGGGGCUGCAGCCCAAGAUCUCCUACACUAAACUGGUCGUGAACAUCACCGACGUGAAUGACCAAGUGCCCACGUUCACACAGGGCGCGUACCACGUCUCGCUGGCGGAGCACGCCGCCGCUGGCACCGAGCUGCUGGUGCUGUCGGCCUCGGACGACGACGUCGGGGCCAACGGAACUGUCCGCUUCUCGUUCGAUGGGGAGACCCCGGCCGCCGUCCAGCAGCUGUUCCGCCUGGAUGCGAUUUCGGGGCGGCUGAGCACGGCCGCCGAGCUGGACAGGGAGGAGCGGGCCUCCUACUUGCUCCACGUCCAGGCAGCUGACGCAGGCAGCCCCGCUUUGCACUCUGUAGGGAAAGUCAACAUCACGCUGAGGGACAUUAAUGACAAUAGGCCGGUUUUCUACCCGCUGCAGUAUUUUGCCAACGUGAAAGAGAACGAGCCCGAGGGCUCUUAUGUAACCACCGCCUCAGCAACAGACCCCGAUUUGGGCCGAAACGGCACGCUCAAAUAUAUAAUCACAGCUGGAGAUUCUUCCAAGUUUCGCAUCAAUAGCAACACAGGGAAAAUUACCACGCUCGUGCCCCUGGAUAGAGAGGAGAAGACCGCCUACCAGCUGCAGGUCACAGCUGCAGAUGGUGGAGGCCUGCGCUCACAGACCCAGGCCAUAGUGACUGUGACCGUCAUCGACACACAGGAUAACCCCCCGGUCUUCAGCCAGGAAGUCUACAGCUUUGUCAUGUUUGAAAACGUGGGCAUCGGGACGGUUAUAGGCACCGUGUCAGCCACCACCGUAGAUCUGAACACAAACAUUUCAUAUCUCAUCACCUCGGGUGACCACAGGGGGCUUUUUUCAGUGAACAGCGCAGGUCAGAUCACAGCAUCAAGCCAGAUAGACAGAGAAGAGCAGGACUUCUAUCAGCUGAAGGUUGUAGCGAGAGCUGGGGAGAUCACGGGAGAGGCCCUGGUGAACAUCAAGGUGAAGGACCUAAAUGACAACGGCCCUCGUUUCUUUCACGCCGUGGAGCAUGUGAGUGCAGUGGAAAACUGGAGCAUGGGUCACGUCAUAUUCCAGGCCAAAGCGUCGGAUCCCGAUGAAGGCACAAACGGCGUGGUGGUCUACAGCCUCAAGCAGAACCCCAGGGGACUGUUCCACAUUCACGAGAAGCACGGCCUCAUCACGCUGACCGGGCCGCUGGAGGUCACCACGAGCUCCUACGAGGUCGAGGUCACGGCGUCAGACACGGGGGUCCCCCGGCACAGCUCCGACCUCGUGCUGAUCGUCAGCGUUUAUGACGUCAAUGACAACUCGCCGGUAUUCGACCAGCUUUCGUACGAGGUCGUCAUCCUGGAGUCCGAGCCUGUCAACAGUCGCUUUUUUAAAGUGGAGGCCACCGACAAAGACUCCGGUCUCAACGGGGAGAUUAUGUAUGACAUCGCAGGGGGCAACACCAGGGAUGUGUUUGGCAUCUUUCCAGAUGGGCAGCUGUACAUCAAAGAUGAGCUGGACCGAGAGGCGCAAGACAGAUAUAACUUAGUGGUCGUGGCCAAGGACCGGGCCGUGGAGCCGCUGAGUGCCACCGUCAACGUCAGCGUGAUUCUAGACGACGUGAACGACAACCGCCCCCUUUUUAACAGCACCAAUUAUGUGUUUCAUUUUGAGGAGGAGCAGAGGAGGGGGUCGCUGGCUGGCCACGUUUUUGCUGAGGAUAAGGACUUUGGCCCAAACAGCGAGGUGAGAUACACAUUUGAGACUCCGCAGCCCAACUUUGAGCUGAAUGCCAUCACGGGGGAGUUGACCAGCACGCUACAGUUUGACCGCGAGACGCUCAUGAGACAAAGAGGCGCCGCCGUGUUCAGCUUUGUGGUCGUCUCGUCAGACCAGGGUCUCCCCAAGCCCCUCAGAGACCAGGCCAAAGUGCAAGUUUACAUUCAAGACAUCAACGACAACCCGCCUAAAUUCACAAAAGACAUUUACCAGGCCUCCAUCUCGGAGUCGGCUUCAAACAUGACUCAACUGCUGCGGGUCUCUGCCUCUGAUGUGGACGAGAACAAAAACGGAUUGGUUCAUUAUCACAUCUCAGAGGGGAACGAGGAAGGUCAGUUCACUAUUGAUAGCAGCUCCGGACAAGUAACUUUAGUGGGGAAGCUGGACUAUGAAUCUACAUCCUCCUAUUCAUUAAAAAUCCUAGCUGCUGAUGCAGGAGCUGUGCCCCUGACCUCCUCCUGCAUGCUGAGCAUCAGCAUCCUGGAUGAGAAUGACAACUCCCCCUCCUUCCCUAAAUCCUCUGUGUCUGUGGACGUCCUGGAAAACAUGAGGAUAGGGGAGCUCGUUGCCUCGGUGACCGCCACCGACGCGGAUUCUGGUCAGAACGCCGACAUAACGUACAGCAUCACGGCCACGAACAACCACGGCACCUUCAGCAUCAGCGCCAACACCGGCAGCAUCUUUCUGGAUAAAAAGCUGGACUUUGAAACUCAGUCACUCUACAAACUCAACAUCACGGCGAAGGACAAUGGGAGACCGCCCCGCUCCUCAUCCGUUCCUGUGGUCAUUCAUGUCAGGGAUUUCAACGACAACCCCCCAAUAUUUACUCCCGGGGACAUUUUCAAAUCCAUCCCCGAAAAUCUUCCCCUCUCAGCUUCAGUCAUGACCAUUGCGGCUCACGACACGGAUGCAGACAUAAACGGGCAGCUGGAGUACUCCAUCGUCCAACAGAUUCCCCGGGGGGGCCACUUCGGCAUUGAUUCAGGCACCGGACUCAUUUACACCAGCAAGGAAAUUGACAGAGAAUUUUCAAAUUUGUUCGAGCUGACAGUCAAAGCUACCGACCAGGCCGUUCCAGUUGAAUUCCGCCGCUUCGCCCUGAAAAAUGUCACAAUUUGGGUCACAGACUUGAAUGAUAAUGUCCCCACUUUUAUGUCUCAGAAUGCCCUCGUAGCUGAGCCCAACAUAGUCAUCGGCUCCAUCCUGACAACCGUGUUGGCCUUUGACCCCGACGAGGGUUCCAACGGAGAGGUGGAGUACGAGCUCCUGGAGGGGGACUCCGACACUUUCAUCAUGGACAGAUACAGCGGAGACAUCCGUCUGGCGUCCCAGCUGUUACAGUCCAGGCUCAUGUACACGCUCACCGUGUCGGCCACCGACCACGGCGACAGCCGCAAGACCUCCAGGACCGAGCUCACCAUCAUCCUCCAAGGGCUGGACGGGCCCGUUUUCUCCCAGCCGAAGUAUAUCACCAUCCUCAAGGAGGGCCAGCCGCCGGGCACCAACGUCAUCUCCCUGGACGCCUCCAGCCCGCGGGGCUCAGCGACCAAAGUGGAGUAUUUCAUCGUGGCCGUCCGCAGCGGCGGAAAAGCCGCGGGGCGCCUUUUCACCAUCGGCCGGCACACUGGAGUGAUACAGACGGCUGCGGAGCUGGACCGAGAGCAAGGCAGCGACCUUUACCUGGUGGAUGUGUACGCCAUCGAGACGGACGCCAGCCAGCCCAGGACGCAGCGUGCUGAGGUGGAGAUCACGCUGCAGGACGUCAACGACAACCCGCCGGUUUUCCCCAAUGAUAUUCUGGAUGUGACCAUUGAGGAGAACGUCGGAGAUGGCUUCAAAAUAAUGCAGCUAACAGCCGCGGAUGCAGACAAGGGUCCCAACGCUCUGGUGACCUACACCAUCGUCAGCGGGGCGGACGACAGCUUCCGCAUCGACCCCGAGUCCGGCGACCUGAUCGCCACCCGGAAGCUGGACCGGGAGCGGCGGUCCAAAUACUCCCUGCUGGUGCGCGCCGACGACGGGAAGCAGUCGUCCGACAUGCGGCUCAACAUCACCGUGAAGGACGUCAACGACCACACGCCCGAGUUCUCCCGGCUCGUGUACUCCUUCGACAUCCCCGAGGACACGGCGCCGGGCUCCAUCGUGGCGGCGAUCCUGGCCAGCGACUCCGACUCGGGGGCGAACGGCGAGGUCACCUACUCGCUGGAGGAGGAGGAGGAGGAGGACGAGGACGAGGCCUUCCUGCUCAACCCGGUGACGGGCGUCUUCAACGUGACGCGCCCGCUGGACUACGAGGCCCAGCGCUACUACAUCCUCACGGCCAGGGCGCGGGACGGCGGCGGCCAAGCCAGCGGCGUCCGGGUCUACUUCAACGUGCUGGACGUCAACGACAACGCGCCCGUCUUCAACGCCACGACGUACAGCGCCUCGGUGUCCGAGGGCCUGCCGCCCGGAUCCGCCGUGGUCACCGUCGGGGCCGCAGACGCCGACGACGGCCCGAAUGCCCAGCUGCUCUACAGAAUUGCGUCCGGAGAUUCCCAGGGACACUUUGUCAUCAGCAAGGACGGAGUCCUCCAGACCAAGAAGGCCCUGGACAGGGAGACCCAGUCCUUCUACAACCUGGUGAUCACGGUCAACGACCUCGCUCCUCCUCCCGCGGCCCGCUUCACCAGCACCGCCCAGGUGUCCGUCAUCCUCCUGGACGUCAACGACUGCCCGCCGACCUUCACCUCUCAGCGGAUGACCUACAUCCAGGAGAACGCGCCGGUGGACGCGGUGGUGUUCACCGCCCAGGCCGCGGACGCCGACAGCGGGCCCAACAGCUACGUCGAGUACUCCCUCAAAGGGCCCUUCAUCGGCAAGUUCAGCAUCGGCACCAUCGACGGCGACGUCCGCUUGGUCGGCGAGCUGGACCGCGAGGAGCUGUCCAACUGCACCCUGACGGUCGUGGCCACGGAUAAAGGCGAACCCCGGCUGUCCUCGACGAUGGACGUGACCGUGGUGGUGCUGGACGUCAACGACAACACGCCGAGCUUCUCGCAGAACAUCUACGACGUGGAGAUCGGCGAGGACACCCUGACCGGGACCGACGUCCUGCGGGUGUUCGCCAGCGACGCGGACGAGGGCACCAACGGGCAGGUCCGGUUCUCCGUCUCGGGGGGCGGCGACGGAAACUCCGACUUCCGGGUCGACUCGGUCACGGGGGUGAUCUCGGUGGCCAGGCAGCUGGACCGCGAGGCGCGCGGGUCCUACUCGCUGGUGGUCCAGGCCGCCGACCGAGGCAGCAGCCCCAAGGCGGACCGGGCCACCGUCAACAUCGUGCUGUUGGACGUCAACGACUGCCCCCCCGAGUUUGAGCUGUCUCCUUACACCGUCCACGUUCAGGAGAACCUGGAGAACCUACCGGAAAACAUUCUGCAGGUCGUCGCCAGGGACGACGACCAAGGCGCCAACGGCCAGCUGAGCUACAUGCUGAGCGGCGAGAACGACGAGGGCGCCUUCAGCCUGUCGUCCAGCGGUCAGCUGAGCGUGACCCGCACGCUGGACCGCGAGGCCCAAGGGACGUACGUCCUGCUGAUCACAGCCACCGACUCAGGUUCUCCGUCUCUGAGCGGCACGGGGACGGUGACGGUUGUGGUGGACGACGUGAACGACAACGUGCCCGUUUUCACCGCCUCGUCCUUCCACACCACGGUGAUGGAGAACGCCCCGACGGGGGCCGACGUGCUGCUGGUCAACAGCUCCGAUGCGGAUGUGGGCGUCAACGGCGUGAUCAGCUACAGUCUGAGCGGAGGACACGGACAGUUCUCCAUCAACCCGGCCACAGGGCAGAUCAUCACCAGCUCCCUGCUGGACCGAGAGGACCGGAACAAUUACCAGCUGCUGGUCGUGGCAACAGACGGAGGACAGCCUCAGGGCUUGUCCAGCUCCGCCACCGUGUCGGUGACGGUGGCCGACAUCAACGACAACCCCCCGCGCUUCCACCACCACCCUUACGUCACCCACAUACCCGCCUCCACGGCAGCAGGGUCGCUGGUCUUUGCCGUUACUGUCACCGACGAGGACUCAGGCUCCAAUGCCCAGCUGCACUACUCCCUCGUAGGGCGCAACUCGGACAAGUUCAAGAUCGACCCCAUCAGGGGUGCGAUCACGGCCAAUGAGAAGCUAACGGGGAACUCGGAAGUGACUCUGACGGUUCGAGUGAAAGACGGCGGCGCGAACCCCAGAACGGACACGACCACGGUGACGGUCCGCUUCGUCACCGGAGGAAGCUUCCCCGUCAUCAAGCUGACGGAGCGUGCGUUCACAUUCCCGGAGAGCCAGCCGACCAACCACGUGGUCACCACGGUGACCGGGUCCUCUAUGAGGGGAGGGCCACUGUCGUAUUACGUCGCCAGCGGCAACCUGGAUAACGCCUUUCAUGUCGACCAGCUGUCCGGCGAGUUGUCCAUCAGACAUCCCUUAGAUUACGAGCACGUUCAGAAAUACGUCCUCUGGAUUGAGGCCAGAGAUCAGGGAUUCCCACCUUAUUCCUCUUACGAGAAAGUGGAACUAACCGUGCUGGACGUGAACGACAACCACCCGGUGUUCGAUAAGGAUCCCUUACACGCUGAAAUACUGGAGAACCUCGCGCCUCAGCGGGUGCUGAUGGUCUCUGCGGUCGAUCUGGACAGCGGGCCCAACGGGCAGCUCGAAUACGCCAUCGUCGACGGAAACAAGGAGAACAGCUUCAGCGUGAACAGAGCGACCGGCGAGAUACGGACCACCAGGCCGCUGGACCGGGAGAAGGCGGCUCAGUACGCUUUGAGGGUCAAAGCCACCGACCGCGGGUUGCCACCCAAAAACACGGCGGUCAACGUGCUCAUCAGCGUGCUGGACCUGAACGACAACGCGCCCAGGUUUUCCAAGAUCUUCAGCGCCGCGGUGGCCGAAAACGCCCCGGUGGGCUACACCGUCACCAGGGUCACCACCACAGACGAGGACGCCGGCUCGAAUGCCGUUAGCCGAUAUUCCAUCACUGACACCAGCCUCCCGUUCAACGUCAAUCCAAACACAGGAGACAUAACAAUAAGCAGGCCGCUUAACAGAGAAGACACGAGCCAUUACGUCGUCAAGGUGUCGGCCCACGACUCCGGCUGGACAGUAAGCACCGAUGUCACCAUAUUUAUUACGGAUGUCAACGACAACGCCCCCAGGUUUAGUCGUCCCUCCUACUAUCUGGACUACCCUGAGCUCACGGAGGUGGGCUCCCUGGUCACACAGGUGUCCGCCACAGAUCCCGACGAGGGAUUCAAUGGCAAAAUCUUCUAUUUCAUUAGGUCCCAGUCUGAGUUUUUCCGAAUCAACGCCAGCUCCGGGGAGAUAUUUGUGAAGCAGCAGUUGAAGUAUCAGAACUCGACGGGCGCUAGUAGCAUUAAUAUAAACCGCCACAGCUUCAUAGUCACAGCCUCGGACCGGGCGCUGAAGCCUCUGAUGAGCGAGACGACGGUGAUUGUGAACAUCGUGGACAGCAACGACAAUCCGCCCGAGUUUAAUUCAUCGAGCUACUUCACCCCGGUCACCAAAAGCGUCAAGGUCGGCACCAGGCUGAUUAGAAUUGUAGCUCACGACCAGAAAGACUUUGGCCUUAAUUCUGAGGUUGAGUACUUGAUAACAGGAGGAAACAGCUCCAGGAAAUUCAAGCUAGAUAAAACAAGCGGCUGGAUCACUGUUGCCUCCUCCCUCACGUCUGACGCGAAUACAUUUUUCCUCAUCGACAUCACGGCGACCGACAGAGGAAACCCUCCUCUGUCCUCGCGGACCUCCGUUCGGGUCGCCGUCACGGAGGAGAACCACCACACGCCGGAGUUCUCGCAGAGCCAAGUCUCGGCUACCGUAUCCGAGAGCCUUGUUGUGGGAACGGCCAUCAGGACUCUGUCUGCCAGAGACAAAGACAAAGACAUGAACGGCCUCAUCACAUACGAUAUUACUUCAGGCAACGACGAUGGUCUGUUUUCACUUAACAGUAAGACGGGCGUCUUAUCCCUGGCUCGCCCUCUGGACUUUGAGGAGAAGCAGCAACAUGCUCUCAGAGUCUCAGCCACCGAUGGCGGUUGGAUCGCUAAAACGAGCUACGUCUCCGUCGCGGUGCACGUGAGCGACGUGAACGACAACCCUCCCGUGUUUGACCCCGACGAGUACUUCCCCGUUGUGCAGGAGAACGUUCCCAGCGGCACCACCCUGGUCAAAAUGAACGCCGUCGACCGCGACUCGGGGGCCAACGCGGUCAUGGCGUACGUCAUCCAGUCGUCGGACAGCGACCUCUUCGUCAUCGACCCCAACACGGGCACCAUCACCACCCAGGGCUUCUUGGACUACGAGGCCAAGCAGGUCUACCAUUUGACAGUGAAGGCCUUCAACGUCCCAGACGAGGAGCGCUGCAGCUUCGCCAACGUCAACAUUCAGCUGAAGGGAGCCAAUGAAUACGUACCCCGCUUUGUCUCGAAGCAGUACUACUUUGAAAUAUCUGAAGCCGCUCCAAAACGCACAGUGGUCGGGGAAGUAUUCGCCAGCGACCGAGACCAAGGAGACGAUGGAGUGGUUUACUACCUCAUUUUCGGUAAGAGUCGAAAGAAGGGCUUUGGCAUCAACAGGAAAACGGGCCAGAUUUACGUCACAGGGAGUCUGGACCGCGAGAAAGAGGAAAAGAUUUCACUGAAGGUUUUGGCAAAGAACGCCGGGAGCAUCCGCGGGGCGGAUAUCGACGAGGUGUUUGUGAACAUCACAAUUCUUGAUGCCAACGACCCCCCCGUUUUUACCCAAGAACUGUACGACGUGCAGGUUAGUGAAAGCCUGUCGCCCGGGGGUCUCGUUACCUUUUUGAGUGCUGUGGACUCAGACUCGGUCCCAAGCUGGAGCCGAUUUUCGUACUCCAUCGCUCCUGACUUUGAUGAAAAUGUCUUCACAAUCGACCCGAAAACCGGCCAGGUGUCGGUGGCAGCGGAGCUCGACAGAGAAACCACUCCUGUGUACAAUCUCACAGUUCUCGCUGUGGAUACUGGCACGCCGCCUGCAACCGGGAGCACCACCCUGAUAGUGAACCUGGAAGAUAUCAACGAUAACGGUCCCACUCUGACAGCCGCCUACGCCGAGGUGAUGGAGAAUCAGAGAGCGGGCGUUGUCGUUACGGCGCUAACGGCGUCCGACCCGGAUCUACCACCGAACCAGGGCCCUUUCCUAUUCAGCCUCCUCGGUUCUGGCUCGGCCAAUAGCUACUUCAGCCUUAGUCCGGCCGGAGUGUUGACCACCAGUCGGGAGAUUGACAGGGAACAGAUUAGCAACUUCUACCUCUCUGUCGUGAUCAAGGACUCUGGUGUGCCUCAAAUGUCCUCCACGGGAACUAUUCACGUCAAAAUAAACGAUCAGAACGACAACCCCUCAGAAACGAGGUCCGUGGAAAUUUUCGUCCACUACUUCGGGAACAUGUUUCCUGGGGGUUCUUUGGGAGAUGUCAAACCCCAGGACCCCGACAUCCAGGACAGAUUCCACUGCUCACUUAUUCCCCCGUCCUCGGGCCUGUUUAACAUCCCGACUGGAACAUGCAGCCUCAACUCCAAAGCGCGCUCAACGGACGGAACUUUCGAACUAACCAUCCGCAGCAGCGACGGCGUCCACGGUUCGGUCAGCAACACGGCCCGAGUCCUCUUCGUGGGUUUCACAAAUGCCACGGUGGACAACAGCAUUCUCAUUCGACUCCAGUCUCAAGGAGUUAGAAACUUCCUGACCAACCACUACCUCAGCUUCCUGCGCAUUGCCAACUCUCAGCUGGCGGGCUUGGGCACCGGGGUGCUGCUUUACGGAGCAUUUGAACUCAACAAUCAGACUUUCAUCACGGCAGCUGUGAAACGCGGCCACGGACAAUAUGUCAACCCCAGUGGCGUGGCCACAUUCUUCCAGAGCAUCAAAGACAUUUUAUACAGGCAGAGCGGGGUGCAAAUAGACGCGGUGGACCAUGAUCCGUGCACGCGCAACCCGUGCCAGAAUGGGGGCAGCUGCAAGCGGCGUCUCAGUGUCGGGCCUGAUAUGAAGACAGAGGAAAGCGUCCCAGUGAUCCUUGUUUCCAACCACCCCCUGCAGCCGUACGCCUGCAGCUGCAGGCCGGGCUACACCGGGGGCCUGUGUGAGACGGACAUUAACGAGUGCCAGCCAUCGCCCUGCCACAAUGGCGGCACCUGCCACAACCUGGUGGGGGGUUUCUCCUGCACCUGCCCUGAAGGUUUCACGGGGAUGGCCUGUGAGAGGGAUGUCAACGAAUGCCUUUCCAACCCCUGCAAGAAUGGGGCGCUCUGCCAGAACUUCCCCGGCGGUUUCAACUGCCUCUGCAACUCCGGCUUCGCAGGCAAAACGUGUGAUUCCAUCAUCAAUCACUGUGAGUGUAACCCUUGUUUUAAUGGCGGGUCCUGUCAGAAUCGGGUGGACGGAUAUUACUGUCAUUGUCCAUUUGGGGUUUUCGGCAAACACUGUGAACUUAACAGCUACGGCUUCGAGGAGCUCUCCUACAUGGAGUUUCCGUCCCUGGAUCCCAACAACAACUACAUCUAUAUCAAGUUUGCUACCCUGAAGAGCAACGCGCUGCUCAUGUACAACCACGACAACCAGACCGGAGACAAGGCCGAGUUCCUGGCUCUGGAGAUCUUGGAGGGACGGAUGCGCUUCUCCUUCAACCUGGGAAGUGGAACUUAUAAACUGAUGACCAUGAUAAAAGUUUCGGACGGGCAGUUCCACACAGUGAUCGCCAGGAGAGCCGGGAUGGCUGCUUCCCUGACGGUGGACCUGUGUGGUGACGACCAGGAACCAGGCUACUGCGCCGUGAGCAAUGUGGCAGUGCACACGGACUGGAUCCUGGACGUGCAGCCCAACAGGCUCUCGGUCGGCGGCGUCGGGUCAAUAGAACCCGUCCUUCACCGCCGCGGUCAGGUCGCCACCCACGACUUUGUCGGCUGCAUCAUGGAGUUCGCCGUCAACGGCCGCCCGCUGGAGCCCAGUCAGGCGCUGGCAUCGCGUGGCAUCCUUGACAGAUGCCCGAGACUGGAAGGAGCCUGCACCGCCAGCCCCUGCAGACACGGGGGCACCUGCCUGGACCGCUGGUCCUGGCAGCAGUGCCAGUGCGUGGACGGCUUCACCGGCAGGUUCUGUGAGAAGUACAUGACGGCGGACACGGCCCUGUCCAUGGACGGCACGGGCCGCCUGGACUACUCCCUGAAGCAGGGCCCGAAGCGCGACGUCCUCCUGAGGCGGUUGCUGCAGGGCGCGACCUCCGACCCCGCGCGCCCCAGCAGCCUGGAGGUCAAGUUCAGGACGCGCAGCAAGAGCGUCACCCUGCUGCACGUGCAGGAGAGCAGCAACUACACCACUGUGAAGCUGAGGAACGGCAACGUCCACUACGUCUCGGAGGCGGGCGUCGGGGGGAAGGUGGAGCGGACGCUGGGGGACGCGGCGCUGGCGGAUGGCCUGUGGCACACGCUCCACCUGCUGAAGAACGGCUCCACCACGGUGCUGCUGGUGGACGGCAGCCACUCCAGGGUCAUCCAGCACGCCACCCAGGACUUCGGAGGUCUCGGCGUGGUGACCUUGUCCCUGGGAGGGAUCCCCCCGGGACCCGCCCAGCAGAAGACCGCUGCAGGGUUCGACGGCUGCUUGGCCUACGUGAAGUACAACGGCGAGAACCUGCCCUACGCCGGAGAGCACGGCCUGGUCGCCUUGACCAAGACCAGCUCGUCCGUCAAGAUCGGCUGCAGGGGUCCCGACCUGUGCCAGAGCAGCCCGUGCUGGGACGGCCUGAUGUGCGUCAACCAGUGGUACACGUACCAGUGCGUCGCGCCCGGCGACUGCGGCUCCAGCCCCUGCCAGAACCGCGGCAGCUGCGUGCCGGACCCCCGCUCGGGCUUCACCUGCGUCUGCUCAGAGUUCUACACCGGCAAGAGCUGCGAGACCCUGGUGGCGUGCCUGGGCGUCCAGUGCCCCGCGGGGAACGUCUGCAAGUCGGCCAACAACGGCGGGUUUGUCUGCAGCGAGAGCCCCUCCUCCGAGAAGGUGGUGCUCCCCAUCUGGGCGGUGCCGGCCAUCGUCGGCAGCUGCGCCACCGUCCUGGCCUUGGUGGUGCUCAGCUUGAUCCUGUGCAACCACUGCAGGGGUCGCAACAAGACCAAAGUGCCCAAGGAGCCCAAGGAGAAGAAACCCAAGGAGGAGAAGAAGAAGAAGAAGAAGACGAAGAAGAAAAAGGGCAGCGAGAACGUGGCGUUCGACGACCCGGAUAACAUCCCGCCGUACGGAGAUGACAUGACGGUUCGGAAACAGCCAGAGGGGAACCCCAAGCCGGACAUCAUUGAGAGGGAGAACCCCUAUCUGAUCUACGACGAAACGGACCUCCCCCACAGCAACGAGACCGUGCCCAGCGCCCCCUGCGCGCCCUGCAGCGGCCCGGAGGCGGACAUCGAGCACUACGACAUCGACAACGCCAGCAGCAUCGCCCCCUCCGACGCCGACAUCAUCCAGCACUACAAGCAGUUCCGCAGCCACACGCCCAAGUUCUCCAUCCAGAGACACAGCCCGCUGGGCUUCGCCAGGCAGUCGCCCCUCCCACUCGGAGCGACCAGCUACACCUAUCAGCCGCAGUACACCCAGGCGCUGAGGUCCACCCCGCUCAGCCACUCCCACUCGGCGUGCCCGACGCCGAACCCGCUCUCCAGACACUCUCCGGCGCCGUUCGCCAAGCCGUCCUCCUUCUACCGGAACACUCCCACCAGGGAGCUCAACCUGGCCCGCCGCGAGGGCAGCCCGCUGGACCACCACCACCAUCACGCCGACAUGUGCCAGCCGCCGCCGCCGCCCAUGUUCAACUACGCCACCCGGCUGGGGCGGCGCAGCAAGAGCCCGCAGACCAUGGCGGGCCACGGCCACGCCUCCAGGCCGGGCAGUCGGCUCAAGCAGCCGAUCGAGCAGAUCCCCCUGGAGACGGGCCCCCCCGUGGGGCUGUCCAUCGAGGAGGUGGAGCGGCUGAACACGCUGCGCCCGCGCAACCCCAGCAUCUGCAGCGCCGACCACGGGCGCUCCAGCUCGGAGGAGGACUGCCGCAGGCCGCUGUCGAGGGUCCGCAACCCGGCCGACGGCAUCCCCGCCCCGGAGUCCUCCUCGGAGAGCGACUCGCACGACUCCUUCACCUGCUCGGAGAUGGAGUACGAGCGGGACAAGCCGGCGUCCUACGGCUCCCGGGUCCCCAAGCUCUCGCAGGUCAACGAGUCGGACGCCGACGACGAGGACUACGGCGGGAGGCUGAAGCAGAGGCGCUACUCCAGUCGCAGGGCGGAGGGGGGGCCCGGCGUUCCCCAGGUGCCCCCCAGCGAGCAGCACUACACGCUGCCCCACAAGCUGGGCCAGCAGCAGGCCGCCGGGGGCUUCAACUGGGACAACCUGUUGAGCUGGGGCCCCGGCUUCGGACAUUACGUAGACGUGUUCAAGGACCUGGCCUUGCUGCCGGAGAACGCGGCGGCAAACGACAUAGAGAUGAACAGCGGGGACGGCUCGGUGACCAUCCUGAACGAGGGGGAGGCCGAGCAAUAUGUAUGAGGCUAUUUAUUACCGCGUUCCUCGGGACAUUCGACCCGGAAACAAUGAAAAAGGAAGACUGUACAUUUCAGGAGACCGUUGGACUACAUGUUUCUUCUCUUCAUUGGGAAUUAAAAGACGACUUUCAAUGCAGUAAGGCAGACGUGUGGCGCCUGUAACGUGACGGACUUUUUGUCAUGAGCCACCUCGGGAAUAGUUUACCAGUCUUUUUUUUUUUUUUUUUUAAAGGUCCAAAGUCAACUGUACGUUCGUGCAUUCAUUCCUCCGGGGGCCUCGUCGCAACGUUUCCAUUCACACCGAAACCUGCUCGAAAAAAAAAAAAAAAGAAUUGAAUUUAGUGACUGCGAAGCUGCGCUCCUGUUAUCUUGAUCCAACAUGUCUGUGUUUUAUUACCAGCACUGCCGCUCCUUGGCUUUUAAAAACAUUUCUGUCGCGUUCGCAGCCGAGCGAUAAGACGCUCGAUAACACUCACGGGCCGAAAGGAAACUACCCGAGCACCGCGUCUUCUUUUGGGGUCCAUUUUUCUAAUUUACUUAAACGGAAGCACGUGUGUUUGAUCCGGCUUCACCUGCAGCUGAGGGGACGCGGCCCCCUCGGCGUGGAAGUCGGCGCCGCUCUGCUCGCACGGUGCGACCCCCCUCCCCCCCGCCCGCCAGCGGCGUGAUCCCUUUUCCUCUCGUCACGGCCAUUGUGGUGCUUUUUUAAAAUUAUUUUAUUUUAAGACUGGCUAGACGCUCCAAGUGAGGAUUAAUCAUGGCCGCUGCCUUACAGUCAUUUGAGGAUUU
Messenger RNA from Pungitius pungitius (ninespine stickleback), 16129 nucleotides. RefSeq names its product FAT atypical cadherin 4 (gene fat4). The record is from RefSeq and is a predicted model, not a curated record. Lineage: Eukaryota; Metazoa; Chordata; Actinopteri; Perciformes; Gasterosteidae. Gene Ontology annotation, cellular component: catenin complex; plasma membrane. Gene Ontology annotation, biological process: homophilic cell-cell adhesion. Bases 378 to 15344 code for a protein of 4988 amino acids. The transcript is spliced from 17 exons. Gene Ontology annotation, molecular function: cadherin binding; calcium ion binding.